This is a messenger RNA of Coffea eugenioides, 1635 nucleotides long. RefSeq lists its product as uncharacterized. Bases 1 to 1635 code for a protein of 544 amino acids. The transcript has a single exon. Lineage: Eukaryota; Viridiplantae; Streptophyta; Magnoliopsida; Gentianales; Rubiaceae. The record is from RefSeq and is a predicted model, not a curated record. Gene Ontology annotation, molecular function: catalytic activity.
AUGAUUAAGGCUAUGUUUUGGAACGUCAGAGGAGUGGAUAAUGCUCUCACCAUUGCACGUUUGAGGAAGUUGAAGCGGAUGCAUCAGGUUUCUUUGUUAGCGAUGUGCGAACCAAAGGCGGGUCGCGAGCGGCUUGAUUUUAUUCGGAAUAGGCUGGGUUUUCGUCAUGCUAUCUCCAACGAUGAGAGUCGGAUUUGGGUGAUGUACGGGCAAGACUAUAGGUGUGAUUUGUUGGUCGCCUCACACCAGUUCUUGGCGUUGGAGGUUACACAUGCUAUUUUUCGUUGCUCUGUUGUAGCGGUCUUUGUCCAUGCGUCGUGUGCCUCUCUUGAUAGGGAGGCGCUGUGGCAACAGUUAGGAGAGGUGUGCCCUCAAGGGAUGCCGGCAAUUUUUUUAGGGGAUUUUAACGUCAUUGUCGGGGCGAAUGAAAAGAAAGGGGGUCGCCCAUUUCGUGCUAGGGAGUCGGAGCCUUUCCUGAGUUUCAUGGAGGGUGCUGAGUUAACAGAUUUAGGGUUCUCUGGGUCUCAGUUCACCUGGUGCAAUAAUCGUUGGGGCAGAGCCAUGGUUUGGAAAUGCCUGGACAGGGUACUCGUUAACCAGGAUUGGUUGAGUUUAGGGGUGAACACGACGGUGGCUCAUUUGAAUAGGGUUGCCUCUGAUCAUUCCCCCUUGUUAUUGUCUUGUUCUUUGGCCAUGGGUGGGGCGCCUAAGAGUUUUCGUUUCUUGGACGUUUGGAGGUCACAUGUGGAUUUUCAUAAUGUAGUUCGUCAAGCGUGGGAGGUGGAGUGUGAUGGGCGGCCCAUUCGGGUUCUACUCGCGAAGUUAAAGGCGGUCAAGCAGGCUUUGCGUACAUGGAAUAAGGAGACAUUUGACAACAUUUUUGACCGUGUCAAGGAAGAUGAGGCAACAGUGUUAGCACUGGAACGCUCUUUGGAGGAGUGUCCCUCGGGGGCGGGUGAAUUCCAGCUCCUCUGGGCGCAAGGGGCGCUCAAGAUGUCCCUGUUACGGGAGGCCGCUUACUGGCGUCAGAAGGCACGGCUUCGGUGGCUUAGGGAAGGCGAUGCCAAUUCCAAAUUCUUCCAUGCGCAAGUAAAGCAGCGGAGGGCUCGGUCUUUCAUCCAUCGGAUGAAGGAUACAAAUGGGGUAUGGACGGAAGAGCCCUCCAGGAUUGAAGAGAUGGCGACCACUUUCUUUGCGGACAUUUUGUCACAACCAGGACAUGGGCCGAUGGAUCUUUCAAUGCUAGAGGUUAUACCUUCGGUUAUCACUGUGCAAGAUAACAUGGAGCUCCAGCAGUUUCCGACGGAGGAGGAAGUCAAGGCUGUGGUUUUUCAACUAGAUGGUGGUAGUAGUCCGGGUUCGGAUGGUUUCACAGGAUCAUUCUUCACUUCAUGUUGGGAUAUUGUGAAGGGGGAGGUUUAUCGGGCUGUUUGUGAUUUUUUUGUAGGUGCGGAGCUGUCUUGGGGGUACACUGCUACGUGGUUGGCCCUGAUCCUUAAGACUCCUGGGCCGUCAUCCUUCUCAGACUUUCGCCCUAUCAGCUUGUGUAACUUUGUUAAUAAAAUUAUGUCUAAGCUGUUGGCGCGACGUUUGGAGCGUGAGUGGCUUUGUGAAGGGUCGCCAGAUAUCGGAUAA